Vanessa tameamea is the source of this 6382-nucleotide messenger RNA. RefSeq names its product catenin delta-2 (gene p120ctn). Gene Ontology annotation, cellular component: cytoplasm; adherens junction; plasma membrane. The transcript is spliced from 20 exons. Gene Ontology annotation, biological process: cell-cell junction assembly; cell-cell adhesion. Gene Ontology annotation, molecular function: cadherin binding. Lineage: Eukaryota; Metazoa; Arthropoda; Insecta; Lepidoptera; Nymphalidae. Bases 506 to 3121 code for a protein of 871 amino acids. The record is from RefSeq and is a predicted model, not a curated record.
CACGGUGAAGGGAGGAGGGGCAACGAUAGAUUUCGCUUCGUUGUCGUGUAUUAAAUUUUUAGUAGUUUGUGUUAAAAUCGUUAUAUAUGGAUUGAAUUGAGUGAGACUGUUUCAUGCUAUAUGAGUGGAUUAGAGAUAUUGAUAACUGUAUGUGUACACCGGCGAUUACAUUUGGACCGCUCCCUGUGCGUAGAGUACGUACGUCAGUCAUCAAGUAUUUUUCAUGCUUGUACUACUUGCGUAUAGUAGGGGCCGUGUGAUAGUAAAAGCUGUUGGAAAGUGCAUUCAUACGGGAAACUAUUGCCGUAAAAACAAAUCUCACGUUCCGUUUAUAAUAUAGCGCUAAGUGUUGAGUGUUCAGUCGAUAGGAAUUGGAUGUUUGAAGCCAUUUUCGGUACCGUAUUCGACUGGAGUAUAAUCAAGAUAUCGUAAUGACUUUCGUAUUUGUUACGUUUGAAUAUUAACGGGUUUUGUGUUUAGACAUGAUAACAAAACCACUACAGACAUGGACGGCGUGAAAAAAAUACACUCGGGUACUUUGUAUCGUAACGGUCCGGUAGAGGGUGCGUAUGGUCCGCAACACAGUCCUGUGUCGCGGUCCGACGCUUCCACCGAGGACGCGGAGUUAUCCGCUGCGCUUGCGCAUCAGCACCACCUCGCUAUGCAGGCGGGCGAUUACCCCGUCGGUGGUGGCGUGGAGCCAGACUAUGGGCAGUAUGUUUCGUCGCCCGCCGCUCACUACAACCACAUGGGUCACCUCACCAUGGCGCCAUCGCAGAAGUACCCUCAUGUGAUGGAAGCGGUGUCUGUGGGUAGCGGUUACGCUGGCGGCGUUGGCGCGGGUACUGGCGGCGGCCACUAUGGCACAUACGCGCACUAUGGAGCUGCCUAUCCGGCCCAACCGGCGUACCUCGUGGAUCCUCAAGUGCCGGCGUAUAUGGCACAGGAGUACGUAGAAGGUGGAGGCAGUGCGUCACCCCGUAGCGCCUCCCCAGGAGCAAUGCCGUCUCAGCAUAAUCUACAUUUGCAACAGAGGUACGACUCAGCGUCUUUAGAGCAACUGGGGCGGCACUAUUGCGUGACGUCACCGCGCGGAGAAUACGCGGGCGACGCGUACGCAUACCAACACUAUCCCGCUGCGUAUGAUCCUCCGCACCAACCGCCUCCUUUUAAGGAUUCGCAAAAUGGUCUUAGUUUGGGAAGCACAGGCGGUCAAUCGAUGUAUGGUGAUGAAGAGGAACUACAAAAACAAAUGGCGGGAAUGGCAUUAGUUCAUGGUGGUGUCGGCGUGGGUGUCGGUGGUCGUGAGGAUGGCGGUGGGCUGCAAUGGCGAGAUCCAAACCUACCGGAAGUGAUCGGUUUCCUCAACUCUCCCUCUGACGUGGUGAAGGCAAACGCUGCGGCGUACUUGCAGCACCUCACUUACAUGGACGACCCGAACAAACAGAAGACCAGGAGCUUAGGAGGCAUCCCGCCGCUGGUGCGGCUGGUGUCGCACGAGAACCCCGAGGUGUGCCGCAACGCGUGCGGCGCGCUGCGCAACCUGUCCUACGGCCGCCAGAACGACGAGAACAAGCGCGCCAUCCGCGACGCGGGCGGCAUCCCCGCGCUCAUGGCGCUGCUGUGCCGCGCCACCGACAUGGAGGUGAAAGAACUAGUUACGGGCGUCAUUUGGAAUAUGUCUUCCUGUGAAGACCUCAAGCAGUCGAUAAUAGAUGACGCGGCACAAGUUAUUGUAAACAAGGUUAUCAUACCACACUCCGGCUGGCAUCCCACAAACCCUGGCGAUACUUACUGGUCUACCGUGUUCCGCAACGCGUCGGGCGUGCUGCGCAACGCGUCGUCGGCGGGCGAGUACGCGCGGCGCCGCCUGCGCUCGCUGGCGGGGCUGGCGGAGGCGCUGCUGCACGCCGUGCGCGCCGCGCUCAGCGCCAACGCCAUCGGCACCAAGAUCGUGGAGAACUGCGUCUGCGUGCUGAGGAACCUCUCCUACAGGUGUCAGGAAAUAGAAGAUCCUUUAUAUGAUACACGAGCUCCGCCCACACAAUCUUCUGGACAGGCAAGGAUACAAGCUAGCGCAUCGAAAGGCGAGAAUUUAGGAUGUUUCGGUGGCAGUAAAAAGAAGAAAGAAGGUUCAUCAUCGUCAAAUUCGACCAGUCCGCUAGGGAAGAGCGAUCCGGAACCACAGCAACUGGACAACAACACUAACACGCAGUUAGGGUACAGCGUGCCCAAGGGUACUGAGAUGCUCUGGUCGCCUGAGGUAGUACCAUUGUACAUGGCGUUACUCCAAACCUGUUCUAAUCCUGAGACGUUGGAAGCGGCGGCGGGAGCUCUACAGAACUUGGCUGCUUGUUACUGGCAGCCCUCUAUUGAUAUACGUGCUGCUGUUAGGAAAGAGAAAGGUUUACCAAUCCUAGUGGAAUUAUUACGAAUGGAAGUGGAUAGGGUCGUGUGUGCUGUGGCUACAGCGCUACGUAACUUGGCCAUCGAUCAGAGGAACAAGGAACUGAUAGGGAAAUACGCCAUGCGGGAUCUGGUACAGAAGCUGCCAAGUGGCAAUCAGCAGCACGAUCAGGGCACGUCGGACGACACGAUAGCGGCGGUGCUGGCGACACUCAACGAGGUGAUCAAGAAGAGCGCGGAGUUCUCUCGCUCGCUGCUGGAGGCGGGCGGCGUCGAGCGGCUGCUGAACCUCACCAAGCAGCGGCACCGACACACGCCCAGAGUGCUCAAGUUUGCAGGUCAAGUGCUGAUGACGAUGUGGUCGCACGCGGAGCUGCGCGAGGUGUACCGCAAGCACGGCUGGCGCGAGGCGGACUUCCUCACGCCCGCCCGCGCCGCGCAGCCGCGCGCACCCUCCGCCGCCAGCGGUCAGGGCACGCCCAUGUCGGGUGCUCCACACUCGCCGGGCGCCGCCAACAGCACGCUGAGCCGCCCCAUGGCGUCCACGGGCGGCACCAGGUACGAGGACCGCACCAUACGGCGGCAUCGGGAGAACGAUGACAUACCAGCCAUGGAUGUUAACUACGCAGAUGGGUUAGGUAUGGGCAACCCCAACGGGCGACCCAUGAACCUCCAAGGCGUCCAAGCUCAAAUGCCGCCGCCGAGCAGCCGCUAAACUUCACACUACUAUUCCUGCAACUCAGGUCUCCGAACAUCGUAAGGACCAUUUGCAGGGUCUCCAAUAACAACAUAUAACUUCAGGCUUUAUAUUAAACUCCAAAUUCUUUGGUGUGUUGGUCUCUAAAACUGCAAGUUUUUUGUACUUAGAUUAGAGCAUAUUAUGACAUUUAUGUAUGUCGGCGUUCUUGUUGUUGUCGUUUAAAAAAACCAUAAAGUAUUGUCUAUUAAUUACUUUUUGUUUUGACUCUUAUAAGUAUAUUUUUUUUCGGCUAACGCCAAUGAUAUAUAGAUUUUGAUGAUUAUUCUAAAUAUUAUCAAACGUUGACAAUUACAGGUUCAAAGUUUUUUUUUUUUUAAAUUAUUUUGUAUGUGAUUUUUUUAUCAUAAUCAUAUUUUUGUAAAGUAAAAAUGUUGAAUUUUAUACAUUUUUUAAACUUUUUAAUUACAUUAAUAUAAUAUGCAUGGAUUUAACAUAUUUAUUAUGAAUGAUCUAACACAAGGAGACCAUUAGUUUGAACACAUCGUAUUUUUUUAAAAAUCAUAAUCACUUUAACUUAUAUCAUAAACUUCCAUUGUAUUUGUUUUUAUUUGACGUGGCCUAACACUCACUUAAACUAUAAUAUCGAUUAUUUUAAUUAGUUUUUUGUUAAAAUCGAUAAAGUCAAUUCCCCUGUAUAUAGUCGUGCCAUUAUAUUAUAAAACGUAUAUCAAAAGGGGAUUCCCGUAGGUGUCGUGUAUUGAAAUUCUCUUAAUAAAUCGAGGCUCACUAUCAUUGUGCAAUUAUUGUACUUGAGGUUCAAUUUGCAAGGUACAUUCGGCAAUAUUUACUUUUACAUACUAAACAUUUUGUUGAUACAUAUUUAACAAUAAAGGAAACGUUUUAGUAUAUAAUAUUUAAUCAUUAUUAUUUACCUGAUUUUGGAAAUGUAAUCAUUCAUGUUUUUGCCGACUGUACUUUUAAUGAUAAAAGUAUGAAAAUAACGUAAAAUUAAAAAUCAACGUAUACUUUAUACCUUUACGUGCUAACUCUUAACUUUUCUAAUAUUCAGGAUUUGAAUAUUGUCAAUAUGUAUUAAAUUAUACAAGUAGAUGACUUAUCCCAAUAGUACCUAAGGGUCGUUAUUACAGACGGGCUGUUACAAGAGAACACGAAGUUUUUGUAAUAUAUUGUAUUCAUUCCAGGACCUUCAAAUAUUGUAAUAUAGGUGUCUAUUGUCCUCUUAUAUACUUAAGGAAUAUCCGUCUUAUACAUAUAUAGCGUUAAGAGCAUUAUUGGGAUGUCUUUGUAAGCUUUAAUAUUCGGUUUGUAGACACGCACUUGACACGCAUCGAGUUUUUUUUAAUGUUGUGUACAGUUGAUCAAUAUAAUCUGCUGAUAUUAUUACUUAUCGAGAAAUCUACUUUUUAUUUGAUCGACUGUACAUUGAAAUAAAACUAUUUUGACAGAUUGUAGGUAUUUUAUCGGCAUGCUUAUGAAUUGAUUUCCUAUAAAAAUAAAUAUUUGAACAAUUUUGUAACUGAUUAAAACUAAUGGUAUCAAAUCAAAUAAGAGGUAAAUGUCUGUCAAAAUAGUUUUAUUUCAUUCAAACGACUAGCCCAAUUUCAUGAAUUAUUUAUGAAUUUACAUGUAUAUGGAAUAACACAUGGCUGUUGUAAGAAGGGAAAUUAAACUUUAUUUAAAUCAUUUAACAAUUUAAGUGUUUAAUCGAAUAGUUAUCCAAUUAAAUAUAAAUUAAAUAAUCUUUUUCAUAAAAUUUAAUCGAUUUUGUUAGCAUGUUGUCCUUUUGUGAAUCGAUUUUAUAUGGGCUAAAAUUAUAUGGCUGCAUUCAUUGACUUUCAUAAAAAACGAAAGUACAUUUAAAUAUAGAACGCUCUUAAUAUAAGACUUUGUAUUCGAAUGUUUGUCAAAAUCUUUUCACGAAAGGAAAGUUAGUAUUCAUAUAAAGGACAAAAUUUCGCCCCCACAGCGAUGUUGAUCUCUCGAUAUAAUCAUUCGAUUAUGAAGUCGGCAGCUUUAGUUUAAGUAAACGAUUCAUUAGAUGAUUUCCCUCCGUUUUAUUUGAAAUUAGUUAUAGUGUAGCUAUUUAUUUGUAAUCGAACAUAUUAUACUGUAUUUAAAAAUAUUACGGUUAAGGUUAUGUGAUGUUUCACUUUCGAAGUAUUUUAUGCACAAUAAUGCAUUUCAAAACGUCCGCGAGCGAUGGCGGUGUUGACUGAGUAACCUGGUACAAACUACCCUCAUUCAGUGCAUUAUAUGAUUUAAGUAACGGCGUACGCAUCGAGCAUACACUACGCGGUCUUAGAUACUAAAGAAACGAGAGGGAUAGCAAUAAAUUACUUCCGUCUCUUUCUCGCACGAAUACAUACGUCGACGGACUGCGCAGUACAUGUUAAAUGUCUAUUAUUAAGUGUAUGUAAGUUUUGUAUAAUAUUUUAUUAUAAACAUUUAAGCGAUUGUACAACAGUUUUUUCCAAUACAAUAUUGCUUGUCAGGGCGACGUCGCUUCUAUGAAGCGAAACUUUUUUUAUAUUAUUUUCACAGAUAACAAUAUUUCGGUUUAGGCUUAAGGGAUUUUUAUUUAAUCGUUUUUAUAUAUAUAUAUAUUUUAAUUUAUGAUUUCCAUUUGUGAGAAUAUUAGACAAUUGUAGGCAUUAUUAGGUAUAUGUCAAAUUUUAUAUGUACUGAUAUAUUAUUGUAUAGAUCAUUUUUUGCUGCGAUAUUAAUCAGUUGUCAUAUUUCACGGUCAGCAUUAAAUUUGAUUAAUAUUUAAGACACCAAUAAUUAUCUAUUUUGAUUCAAUUUACGUCAGCAGACAUCUUUCUUCGAAUGUGAAAAAACUGUAUUCAACUUAAAAAGUCAUAAAACAUUUAAACGAUACUAUAAAUAUUAAUCAAGUUUUUUACUGGCCCGAUAUUAAUAAGAUUACUUGAAGUUUUCAACUAGUAUAUAAGUCGUAACUCUUCACGGUCUUAGUGUUACGCGACAAUUCAAAUGUUUUAUAAUUGUCUGUGGUUAACCACAGACUAUAUAAAGUUGUUGGAACGGUAAUACUCGAUUAUUUAUAUUUUAUUUAAAAAAUAUAUUAUUGAAAUUUAUUUAACGACCCAUCCUUAAUUUGUCGUUGCGACAUUAUUUAAUGGUAAUCAAAUAGUUUGUCAUAUGUUGUAAGUAGAUUUUAAUAGAAAAUAUGCUCUUUUACAUAAAGAAAGAAAUUACCUAUAUUAUACACAGAAUAUUAAAGAAUGAUUUUUUAAU